Molecule: messenger RNA, 8552 nt
Organism: Chroicocephalus ridibundus (black-headed gull)
Lineage: Eukaryota; Metazoa; Chordata; Aves; Charadriiformes; Laridae
Gene: CCSER1
Product: coiled-coil serine rich protein 1
Exons: 10
Coding region: 998-3652 (884 amino acids)
Source: RefSeq, a predicted model, not a curated record
AAUUAGAUACGGUGAACUCACUUGUUUGGAAGUUUAGCAUCCGCAAAGAUGUAUUUACAAGCAUUCAGUUUCCUGGCACUUUCAUACCGAACCUGACACACACAACUGCUUCUGCACUCUCACACAAUUCUUAUGCAGAAAUUCUGCAGAACCUCACUGUUGCUGUUAUGUUGUAGCUGUAUUUUGUGGAAAUGCGUUUUAGUCAAAAUUUUUCAAAACUCUCACUGACCCCAUUCUCUGUUACUCUGUAUAAGCCUAAUAGUUAAAAUUUCUUUGGCCCCCUCAUUUUCGGGAUGAGCAAUGAUGGUACAGAAUGAAGAACACACUUUGUUCCUACAGAGACUUAAGCCCGCAAAGUCUAUGUAUUUCUUCAGUGCAUGGAGUUAUGCAUGUUAUUUUUUUUUUGUCAUAUGAGGGGACAAGGCAUGUCUCUACAGUCUGUCACUUGUGAAUCUUCACUCAUUUUCCUCAAGUGAUGUCCUUACAGAGGCAAGAUAGUUCACUUUGGUAUGUGUUGCAGGAAGGAUCCCAUAUAAAUUGUCAAGAAAAAAACAUAGAAUGAAAACUCAGUCAUGUUCCUUAAGUAUUAGUUGCAGAGAAUGUGGUUAUUCCUCUGUUUUACUUUUCCCUUUCUCAGUUGAAUAGGGAACUUAAUUUAUUACAUUUAAGUACCACGUAAUUGACCUCUGCCCUGACCCAAUAUUCCAGGGGACUCAUUCCUGCUGUUAGAAAGGCGCAGACGAGGACCGCCUUUGGUGCGGAGGCUGCUGCUAAACGCCGCUUCCUCCCUCCCUUCCCAGGACGGGCAACGCGCCGGGAUGCCGAUGGAGCCACUGGAAAAUAAUGACAAAACACGCAUCUGAGGAGAGGAUGAGGAAGUGAAAUCAGACGGCUCCGCCGCCCUACGGGAAAGGGGAGAAAAAAGGAAUUAAAUACAAAUCCUCCAGCAGAUGAUUAGUUUGUUGGUUGCGAAGAGCCACGGACUCUUUGUGCCCUGAUGGGGGACUCAGGAUCCAGACGAUCGACUCUAGUAUCUCGGUUGCCAAUAUUCAGGAGAAGUAUUAGCCGGAGACACGACUCCCUCCCUUCCUCACCUUCUUCUGCUAAUGCCGUUGGUGUCCACACCUCCUCCCCAUCCAGCACUAACUCCAGCUCAGGGAGCACAGGCAAGCGCCGGAGUAUUUUCCGCACUCCUUCCAUUAGCUUCCAUAACAAGAAAGGGAGUGAGCAGAAGCCUGACCCAGCUAGUCAAAAUGUUAACAUCUCCAAUGGUGCCCAGUCCUCUCUCAGCACUCUGCAAAAACUGAGCUUAGAGGAACACAUUAAAAGCAGAGGAAGGCAUUCGGUUGGCUUUGGCAGCUCACGCAGCAAGAAGAUAACAAGGUCUUUGACAGAUGACUUUGAAAGAGGAAAGGAGCCCUCAGCUAAUAAGAAUGUCUUUAUAAAUUGCAUAAGCUCUGGGAAGAAUGAGGGUGAUGAUUCGGGCUUUGCAGAGGAGCAGAGCCGAUACUCUGUCAAACAAUCCACGCGAAAACUUCUCCCUAAAUCUUUCUCGUCGCACUACAAAUUUUCCAAACCAGUUCCGGAGAGUCAGUCGGUUUCCUCUGUGCAGCAGUCCAGGUGCUUGCUGGAGUUUAAAUCGUAUGUGGAAAGUGAACCUGUGAUCGCCAAGUCCUCUCCUCCAUGUUCGGCCGAAACGACAGAGUGCAUGGGGAGCUCCUUGCAGUCCCCGCUGCUGUCGGCUGACCUCACAGCUGCCCAGACCCCCUCUGACUUUGUCACCCUGACAGAGGAUUCUGUUUCAGAGGUUGAUGCUCUGCCCAGCAAUGGGACUGGGGCGCUGCUCACAGAGGAUUUUGGCCACAAUGUCUCUACCUCUCAGGUCUUCUUUAAUCCUGCUGCUGCUCCUGCGAGGGAAAUGGAUAUUGUGGAAAGUACUGGCCAUUCUGCUGGUGUAUCUCCUUUGAGUCAUGCGAGCUCGUGUAGUGUUGAAUCCGAUACCUUAUUCAAAACCUCAGCUGCUAAUCAAACAAAAGUAUUGUUGCAAGCCAAUGAACUACAUAUUAAUGAUGCCAGGCACAUAGAAGAAAUUAACUCAGCAAAUGCACAUUUAGAAACUUUUGCGUUACAGCAUAGAGAAGAACCAGUGAUACUCUCUCCAAAGGCACAGGGGUUGAGUGGGGACAGAGAUGGAAGCAUGCCGUCCAAGCACACAAGAGAGACAAUGUCUGUAAUGGAGUCUAAGAUUGUUCCAUGUUCUGAACCUCAGUCCUUUAGAACACAACAGGGUUAUGAAACAAACCGUUCUAAAGUUGAUCUUGCCAAUAGCUUCAGUCCAUACCGAGAAGGCAGAUUUGUUGAGAAACGUCUGAGAUCCUCUUCAGAAGGUACUGCUGGAGGCAGUCGGCUGAUCAUAAAACCAAAGGAUGGAAAUACAGAAGAGCUUAACAGCCUACGGAAGCAGAGAGCAAGUUCAUCCUCUUCAAAAAUGAACAGCAUGGAUGUUUUGAAUAACUUGGGUUCCUGUGAGUUGGAUGAAGAUGACCUAAUGCUUGACUUGGAGUUCCUAGAAGAACAGCAUCACCAUCGUUCUGUUUGCCGGGAAGACUCAUACCAGUCGAUAGUCUCAUGUGCUGCUGUAGUGCUUACCCCUGUAGAGCCGGCAGUGGAUACGAGGAAAAAGGAACAGACAAUAAUGCCUGAUGUGUCUAAACAGAACCUUUCUCUGAAGCUGUCGAAGGAGGUAGACCAAGGAGAAGCCAGGUACCCUCGUGUUAGCCAGCUGGCUGGCAGCCCAUCUGUGGAGUGGCCUUUUACUGGUCUGGAAGAAGGUGGAGGUAUUGAAUCUUUGCCCUUCAGAUUGAUGUUGCAAGAUUGCACAGCUGUAAAGACAUUGCUUCUGAAAAUGAAGAGAGUUCUUCAAGAGAGUACAGACAUGAGUCCAGCUAGUAGCACCACCUCACUCCCUGUUAGCCCUCUUCCUGAGGAGCCGUUAUUUUUCAAGGAUGGAAUAAAAGAUGAAUGCUCGGUGCUGAAGCUGCAGCUGAAGGAGAGAGAUGAGCUCAUAGCCCAACUUCGUGAGGAGCUGGAAAAGGCUCAAUGCUUUCAGAAGGCUCUUGUUUCCCAAGCGGAUAAAUCCACGCAGACAGAACUUGUAGGCCACGAUGCUAUAUAUCCAAACAGAAUGGUGAGCCAAAAUCUCAGCACAAGGGACAGAAAGUUAGCACAUACUCCCACCGAGGACCCUUUUAGGUACUCAUCAGGCAACCAAGCAACAGCCUAUGAAAGCAAGAGCUGUCAACUGUCUAAUUUGUGUCUGAGCAACCUCCUGAAAGAGAAGGAGAUCGCGGAAGUCAUCAAUCAUACUAAAGGCACGUAUGAAACUCUCACUUCAGAGGUCACCCAGAAUGGUUUGGCCACCAUGGCACCAAGUACAGCAAAGCAAGCAUCCAAGGCAGACAGCUACCCAAUGUUCUCAGGAGCUCCAAAAGACCAAGCUGCUGUACCUCGGCAGUAUACCACUUUCACAGGGAGACUUGGACAGCCUCCAAGGGGACCCAUCUCAUUACACAUGUACAGCAGAAAAAAUGUUUUCCUCCACCACAAUUUACACACAGCAGAGCUACAGACUUUAGGUCAACAAGAUGGGUAACAAGGUGCUUGUAUUCUUGCCGUGGAAGGGGAGUUGAUUAAAGAGGAACAUAAGCUCCCCUAGAGCUCAGUCUUCAGUUUUCAUCUGCUGCUACUUUCACCUGAAAAAAAUAAAGUAAAAAAUAAACAUGUCUGUAGGUUCCAUACUUCCCCAUCUGGGACUGUGGCAAAGGGAUGAACUAGAUUGUUAAAUAACUAUCUUGAUUUGUCAUGCAAAAGUCACCAUGGAUAUAAUAAAUGGGACCAUUUGGCUGGCACUGCUAGUCCGAUAUUGGCUAAAUACGUUUUUCUUUUCCUUUACAAGCCACUAUCAUUCCCUGACGUUCUAGAAGGUGAUCUUAAAUAAUGCUGUAUAUGUUUAAUAAUGUUACUGUUAAAGUAGAUGUGAGGAAUGAAUUGGUAAGUAAUUAGUAAACCCUCUUGAAUUUCAUAGAGACUAGGGAAGUAAGGAGUCAGAAAUCUUUGAGGACCUUCUUUUUACACUUUUUUUUUUUAAUACAAUGAAAUCUGCUCACUUGUAGAGGUGUGUUACCACUUCCUGCUGUAUGUAUUUUACAAAUACCUCAUGCCACAAGUAGAGGAAGUGACUGAUUUUCCUCUAACAGCAAGGUUGAUAGAGGCUUAUCAGGUAUUUGGGCCAGUAAUUGCGUCCCAAACUGAGGAUGUCAGCUUGGUUCCUCAACCUUCCCUUCCCUCUCCCCACCUUUAUUUAACUACAUUUUUUCAAGUGUUUUUGUUCUAUGGGGACAUGUCAAGGUGUGGUGAUGCUUGUGCUUUACAGGCACUGUAUCACUGCUGACGCAAUGUGACGUUUGAUGCUGUGUAAUGCAUCAUGUAAUUUCAUUUCACUUCCCAAACCAAAAAUGGGUGAAAGACUAAAGUAAGAGAAAUUGUCUUAUUACCCAGCCCAAAUUACCUGUGUAAGUCGUAAUUUCUGUCGACUGUAACGUCUGCGCUUAACAACCUGGUUUAUACCAACUCAGCAGGUUUUCUAGGCUUGAGCUACUACACACAAGUGAGAUGAAUCUAAUGCUACCUGAGGUGCAGCAUGCUGGGCUCAUGGGAAUAUGAAAUCAUCUAAUCAUACAAUAGAACUUGUAGACUUGUCAGUAACAAAAGAUCCUGUUUUCCACUUUCAGAGGGCUUGAAAACAGGCAUCUCAGUCGAGUUACUCUAAACAUGUGGCAUAUACUGAACAUGACGCUUAGUUUACAACCUCUGUGAUGGAGGGUAAUCUGUUUGAAUGAUAAUGGGUCAUAUAGUUAGUAGUUUAUAAAUAUUCUGGCAUGUUUAAGUACGUUUGAGGCAGAUCUGAGACAAGUCACCUCUCUCUUUAACUAGUGAUUAAUAGCAAAAUACAAGGAUGCAGCACAUUCUCACGCAAAGAAACAAACCAGUGUGACUUAACUGAAGGAGCAUAUAAUGAAAAAUGAAGCUUCUGUAGCCACUAAAAAUGCUGUAACUUUUGAGAGGUAAGUCACAUAGGGCAUAUAAAAUGAAUUAAUGCUACAAAUUUUACUUCAUGUUAAACAUAUCUGCUUAACUACUUCAUAUUUGGAUUAAAACAAGAAUUGGUUAGAUUGAGGAAAAAAUGGAGAAAAAAUGACUGUGAGCUUGGCAGAUAUUCUGCAAAAAACGUUUCAGCAGCCUGAACUUUCAGGAUUCUAUUUAUUGAGGAUUUUAAUUUAGUUAGAGCAAAUUUUAUUGUAUUAUCUGAUGUUGAAGAGAGCAGGUUUGGUCUAGAUAUUCUGUAGUGUUAAUUUGGGGUAUCCAGUGCUGGAUACAUAAGAAUCAAGACAAACGGUUGCCAAAUUUCUUCUUCGUGUUCAUGUAUGCAUUGCUACUGACAAAACAGAAUGUGGAAGAAUUGCAAACUAAGUUUGACCGAGUUAACUAUGGGUAUUCAAGACUCCCAGUCCUGCAUUGAAACUCAUAGUUUAAAGUCUACCAAAAAAAAAUUAAAAUAGUAGUAACAGAUUUUCAUUAUUCAGAAUCAUGUUUUCAUCUGAGCAAUCUCUUAAAGUUAUGGUUCAAGAGAACCAAGGACAGUUGGUUCUUACUAACAAUACAUUUCAGUCUUGCUCGUCUCAAGAGUUGACGUAUGCAGUUAUAUUUCAGAUCUGUAAAUAAAUUAACAUACACUGUCAUCAAGGAAUUUUUUUUCCAGGAUACAAAUGUACUAUACUACAUUAAAAAAAAAAAAAACACCAAAAAAACCCCAACAAACAAACACAAAACCACAAAAAUCAAAAAAAUUCUUCAAUUUUAACUUAUGUACUGUAUCUAUAGUUGUUUUUUUCCUGGAAAAAUGGACUUUUGGAUUACAAUUUAUUAAAAAAAUCCAUCUAUACAUUUCAAAAAGAACAUUUUAAAUGCUACUAUUUUCUUGGAGAAUCUUUUAUAAAGCUGAAACUUAAAAAAACUGGAGAAAACAGUUCAAUUAAAGUGAGGGAUAUUUUUAAAAUGUCAUCUUGAAGCUGUUUUGUAUCAGUAUUUUCAGCAUUGCUAUGUUAUUUGUAAUACUAAGUGUAAAUCUCACCCGGACAAGGGUAUUAGCCACAUGUUAAUGUACAGUACAGCGGUAACUGUAAAACAGAGGUCCUUCGUUUGAUCCUCUUGUGUAUAUAGUAAAUCAUAAAGCAACGGCAUGUGGACAUUCUUGCAGUGAAUUGAUUCCUUUGUACUAAAAAUCUCUAGUUUUUUAAGAGUUCCGUGUAUAAAAUGAUUUAUACAUUUCUCCAAGGCUGUACAUAUCCAAAGACAUGACACCGGGGGAAAGGCGCUUAUUAUUUUUCCCACAGAUGUACCUUUUUCCGUUUUUUUUUAUAUGUUUCUGUACAACAAAGCAUAACUGUAAAAUUUCUACUGAAAAUUACUUCUUGUUACUUCCAUAUCUUUUAGUGUGAUAGAGGGCAUUUUAAGGAGGAGGAAAUCCCCAAAGAAAAGCUGUUUCCAUUUGAAGCAAUGUCCCAUUUUCUGAAACAAUCACUUGGCAGAAGAAACAUUAGAUCUAUGCCCUAAAUAUUUUUUAGUAAUUUAGCAGAGCCACACCUGAAAUGGUGUAUCACCUCUAGACAUACUACUUCCCUUACUAGAGUGUUUCUACAGGGUGUGUUUAUAAGAUACAAUAACAUGCUAGGGCCGGCCCUGGUCAUAAAUUACUAAAAUGGAAGGAAAACACUUGUCCAGUAUUGUUCUUACAUUUGGCUUUCAGAGCAGUGGAAAGGUUUUUUGGUAUACCUUGUGCACGUGAAUGAAGAUCAAACUGUGUGCUUGUGCAUACUGGAGGGAGAAGUCUUACCUACAAACGUCUCCUCCAUUUAGGCUAUUUGUCAGCAUCUGAAAGCAUCCCUCCAUGUAAAUUUCUGCCGCCUUUUCAAGACGGGCUGACCCUCUUUACAUAAAAUAAAACAGCCAGAAUAGGUUCCUUUUUUUUUCAAUCCAGACUCUUAUAUUUAACUUUAUUGCUUUUCAUUCCAAAAUACACACAUCCACAUAAAUGUUAGAAGGGCUUUCCUUACGUGUCUGGAAAAAUUUUGAUCUGGAAAAAUUUUCUGGAAAUUUCAAAAGAGGGUAUUUCCAGACUAAGACGUUCACAUGAGGUUUGGAUAAGCAUUUGAAAGCUUACCUAGGGUAUUCAUGUUUGUCCUACAAGUUCAUUGUAGUGACUGCCUAAAAAUAAAUUGGUAUUUUUCUCUUUCCUAAAAGCCAGUUUAGAAGUAGUGAUUUCUGUCUGUGAUGAUGCACUUUAUACUGUUAAAUACACAGUAUACUCUGCAAACUAAUAAAAUUAGGCUGUUUACAAAUCAGUACUGUAGUUUACAUGCCAUAACUGUUGUGCCAUAUCUCCACUGGUUUGAUUGGUAUAACAUUCACUUCAGUUAAACUGUACUGAGUUAAGUCACCUGAUGACUGGGAUUGUACCCUUUAAUCCAGCUAGUCUCAGUUUAUGCACAGGAGAUCUAUGAAUUUGGAAAUCUUUCCUGGUUUACAGAAAAGACAAGAAAAGAUUUGACCUAGCAAAAAUGCCAGUUCAGAAUCUAGAGUGAAUCUACUUUUUUUUUUUUGUCCCUUCAUGUUCAAAAUCAAAACAUAAUUCCUGCAAAACUCCUCACACAUCUACAUAGGUCAUAAAUGAAGUCCAGUAGAGCAACAGUGACCUCUAACAAAACUUUGAAAUAAAUACCUGGAGUGAAAAAUCCAGGGGAGUCCUUUGCAGACAUUUCUAGUGGUUCAAAAGCAUAAGUUCUGUAUCUGAGCGCAUUGAUGAAAUAGGUCCUAUGGCCUCUUUUCUUCCACUCUCCCUACUGAUGAUUUUUUUUCUGGAGGAGAAUUUGCUGUUUGAAGCUUGUUCCAGAUGAAGUACACAGUACGGAGUGAGAAAGUACACUGAAAGUAGUGGUGGAGGUCUCCUCCCAGAUUGGGGCAACAUAGAGCAUCAUUUCCAGAAUGUAUUUUAGUGUUCUUCAGUCAGCAAGAAGUUGGCAGAGAUCCCUCAGGAGAAGAACACACUCAAGUCAUGCAGGCCAUGACUGCCCUUAAAUGGAGUUUACUCUAAUGUGUCCUGCGUAAGACACUUCUAAGAUCAUUUGGAAAUUUCAACAGCUGCAGAACGUAUCUUGUUGAUAUUUUUUUUUUUAAGAUAAAAAAGCCGAGUGCUGUUUUUAACGUAGUAAAAUCUGUUUGGAUCUGGCUUCCUCACUGAUUGAUCUGUCCAGGUUGUGAGAGUGUAUCCACUGUGAUGCAUAUGAUGCCGACUCCUGGACACUGGAUAUCUGAGGGGCUUAAGAUUUGCAGUGUAUUUUCAGUCUAAGGUAACUGUCUGGAUUUAAUUAUCUUCUUCUUCAAGGACCUUCUGUUGUUGCAAAGUUAAUGGUAAGGGAACUUACUUAUUGAAAUAG